Molecule: messenger RNA, 981 nt
Organism: Daucus carota subsp. sativus
Lineage: Eukaryota; Viridiplantae; Streptophyta; Magnoliopsida; Apiales; Apiaceae
Exons: 6
Coding region: 1-981 (326 amino acids)
Molecular function (GO): protein binding
Source: RefSeq, a predicted model, not a curated record
AUGGAGAAAGAAAAAAAAGUGAAUCCAGAUUCUAAUGACGAUCAAGGUGUUUUAAGAAUUCUUAGAGAUGCGCCACCUGCUCAUUACUCGUUAAGAAUAGAACCGUUCUCAGGUUUUACGAAUCUGGGAAUCGAUAAAUAUGAAUCAGAUGCAUUUGAUGUUGGCGGUUAUACAUGGAGGAUAGUUAUUUACCCAAAAGGAAAUACAAAAAGAGGGAUUGAAGGGCAUAUUUCUUUGUAUCUCGUCAUCGAUAAGACGGAAUCGCUUCCUCUUGGUUGGGAGGCUUAUGCAACUUACAAAAUUUUUCUAUAUGAUCACAACAAGGACAAAUACUUGACCAUUCAAAGUGAUCCGGCGCAACAAGUUCGAUUUCACCGAGAGAAGAAAGAAAACGGCUUUGACAAAUUGAUACCAUUAGACACUUUCAGUGUCGCAGCAAAUGGGUAUCUUAUUGAUGACUCUUGUAUAUUUGGUGUUGAAAUUUUUCCAGUUAAAUAUACAGGAAAUGGUGAGACUUUGGUAAUGAAUAUUGUGGAACCUACAGAAGUUACCUUUGAGUGGAAAAUCGAUAAGUUUUCCAAAAUUUGCAAGCGAAAACCUAAUGGCAGAAUAGAAUUUUCGGAUCAGUUUGCAGUCGGAAAAUAUAAAUGGCGUUUGAUGCUUUAUCCGAAUGGGGAUUCGACAAGCAAAGAUUGUGUAUCUUUAUUUUUGGAGUUGGUUAAGGGACCUCCAACCGGAAAGAAAGUGUUAACAGAAUUUUCAUUGGGGAUAAGAAAUCAAAUUUGCGAUCAACAACAACAAGCUUCUGUAUGGUUCAGCACUAACCCGUCAAGUGGUGAUGGGACAAAUCGCGAUAUGGGUUGGUCGAAGUUCAUCUUGUUAAAACAGCUUCAGAGCGAGUCGAUUAGCUCAAAACCAAAAGACGAUUUAUUGAUACAAGCAAAGGUUAUGAUCAAGGCAGAAGUUGCAAAUUUUUCUUGA